Pongo pygmaeus (Bornean orangutan) is the source of this 319-nucleotide messenger RNA. Its product is annotated as large ribosomal subunit protein eL37-like. The coding region runs from base 5 to 298 and encodes 97 amino acids. Lineage: Eukaryota; Metazoa; Chordata; Mammalia; Primates; Hominidae. Gene Ontology annotation, biological process: translation. The record is from RefSeq and is a predicted model, not a curated record. The transcript has a single exon. Gene Ontology annotation, cellular component: cytosolic large ribosomal subunit; ribosome. Gene Ontology annotation, molecular function: structural constituent of ribosome; RNA binding.
CGAGAUGACGAGGGGAACGUCAUUGUUUGGAAAGCAUCGCAAUAAGACGCACACGUUGUGCUGCUGCUGUGCCUCUAAGGCCUACCACCUUCAGAAGUCGACCUGUGGCAAAUGUGGCUACGCUGCCAAGUGCAAGAGAAAGUAUAACUGGAGUGCCAAGGCUAAAAGACAAAAUACCACCGGAACUGGUGGAAUGAGGCACCUAAAAAUUGUAUACCACAGAUUCAGGCAUGGAUUCUGUGAAGGAACAACACCUAAACCCAAGAGGGCAGCUGUUGCAGCGUCCAGUUCAUCUUAGGAAUGUCAAUGAUUAGUCAUG